Molecule: messenger RNA, 1242 nt
Organism: Fusarium poae
Lineage: Eukaryota; Fungi; Ascomycota; Sordariomycetes; Hypocreales; Nectriaceae
Exons: 1
Coding region: 1-1242 (413 amino acids)
Source: RefSeq, a predicted model, not a curated record
AUGGCUAGUUACACGGAUUGCCCCCCAACACCAAGAGCUACCUAUACAGAUAUGCUACUUGGCUCAUCAACGCCAAAUGACAUCUGGAGAGAGAUCUUCUCUGAUCCUCUAACCCCAGAGGCCAAUUACAUGGAUUAUCCCCCGACACCACAAGCUACCUACACAGACCCCUUAACCUGUCCACCAACGCCAAACGCCACCACCCGGGAAAUGAUCCUAUCUGAUCCUCUUAUAUCAGAAACCGAGCAGCAAGGGACACCAAAGCCCACUAAACGCAACUCUAUCCUCGAAACACCAGCGGAAUUCCAACCCACCGACGGUUACGACAAUUGCAGGUAUAAUGACUAUCGAGAUAUCCAAUCCCAUGGUCAUCUUGAUGAUAAUGGAGAGAACCGAAAAUACCGCGAGGAAGAUGAUGACGAUAUUGUUUUUGUCGCUUGUCGGCCAUGCCCAUCCAACGACCCGGACUCUCCUGUCGUAUCCCCAAGGACUUCUAAGCUCGCUAAACGGUCAUUUACAAGCUAUGAGUCUCCUCAGAUAGCCACCUCCUCAACCCCAGCGAGGAGAGGGUCUCGGAGUCGGGAUGUUAUGACUGUAGAUUCCGAAACCAUUCUACAAAGGCUUGAGCUUAUCAUGGGCCGCUUAACGCAAGCGAAAGCCUGUACAUGGGAAAGCAUUUUGCGAGAGUUGGAUGUACCAGAAUCCGCCGAAGUCCAUUCGACAACCGCACAGGAACACAGCCCACCAAGAAGACCAUCGACAGCACAUGAAAAUGUGUUGACUAAUCCGAGGAAGCGUAAGCGUAGCGCAAAGUCAACUGAAUUUGACACAAUGAGAUUCAAAAAGAGAAAGACCCGUUUAGUCCGAACCCAAGAAGCAAGCUUCAAGCCGCUUAUUGUUAGCCAGCCGACUUGGUUUAACGCUAAGGGCCAACCCCAGACAUGGGAGUGUGUAUGGAACAACAAACGGAAGUGCUGGUUCAACAAGACAGGGCCUCCAGGUCAAAUGGACUGGAGUGGAGAGGAAUUCUUCUUGAUGCUAUCGGACACGACAGUUGAGGUCCGCCCUAACUUAGACUGGCUUCCAGUUUCAAUGCAGUGGCGGGAGGCAGAUGAGGAUGAGUAUGGGGUUUUUGAGGGAACCGACGCUCUUGGUGAUUGGACAUAUCAAGUCUCAUACGACGAAAUGUUUAAAAUGCUUCGCGAAGGGAUAACAGGGCAUGGUGUGGUAACAAAGUGGUAG